Molecule: messenger RNA, 585 nt
Organism: Dichotomopilus funicola
Lineage: Eukaryota; Fungi; Ascomycota; Sordariomycetes; Sordariales; Chaetomiaceae
Exons: 1
Coding region: 1-585 (194 amino acids)
Source: RefSeq, a predicted model, not a curated record
AUGUUACUAUGCCUAAUAAAGGCUCGCAAGACGGCGUUGACCGUAAAUAAUAUCACAUCUGGGUGGCGUGGGACUGGAUUAUGGCCGAUCAAUAUCCAGAAGCCCCUGAGGAGCCCUCUCCUACUCGAGAACUCAAAUAAAUCGACGAAUACUAGCAAUCCGACGAUAGAUAACCCUGAUUCAGGGCCCUCCAAGACUACCCAACGAUCAAACGAGGCACCUAAUACGGUAGUUUCAACACCACAUUCGCACAAGGAGAUUAGGAGGCUCUGGGAUCUACUACACCAACACGGUCUCGGUACUACGGUCUCGCGCCUGGUAUUUCGCAAGGUAGAAAAGGCCCUCGGUACAGCCCAAGUUAACGAGGUCGCCUCGCAACAGGCCGCGGAGGCCUAUAAGGCCCAGGUCGAGGCGUCGAAACCGUCACGAAGAAGGCGUGUUGUUCCAGACCCAAACGACCUAUUUGUGAAGAUUCAACAAGUCCACCGCGCGCAAAUCGCGGUAGGCCGGAUCGAGGAUAAUACCGUUGAAGAGAGCGACGGUCAGGCUCCAGAACGAACCAGAGAUACCAUAGUUUGCGGGUAG